Saccostrea echinata is the source of this 543-nucleotide messenger RNA. Its product is annotated as fibroleukin-like. Lineage: Eukaryota; Metazoa; Mollusca; Bivalvia; Ostreida; Ostreidae. The transcript is spliced from 4 exons. The coding region runs from base 1 to 543 and encodes 180 amino acids. The record is from RefSeq and is a predicted model, not a curated record.
AUGGACGGAGGAUGGACGGCAAUUCAGAAACGCGUAAACGGAUCCCUGAGUUUUGACAGGAGCUGGACGGAAUAUAAGAAUGGUUUUGGUUCACCUGAACAGGACGUCUGGGUUGGAAAUGACAUAAUCCAUCAGUUAACAAAAGAAAACAACUCAUUUCUCUAUGCUGCCAUCACUCUCCACAAUGGUACAAGGCUGUAUGAGUUGUACGGUCGCUUCUCUGUCUCCGAUGAAACAGAAAAAUAUCAACUCUUUCUUGCAGGACCGGCCACGGGAACCUUAGGUGACAGCAUGUUAAACUCGGGGAAUUCUUACGAUGAUCUGUCUGGGAUGUACUUCAGUACACCAGACAGGGAUAACGACAGAUUUAUAUCUAACUGUGCUGUUAAAUAUGGAGGAGGAGGAGGGUGGUGGUUUAACUCCUGUAGCCGAGCCUUCCUUAACGGUCCCUGGUCCUCGACAGACUGGAAGAGACCUUGGUAUCCUACAGUAGAGAGAGGGACAAAUGUGAGGAAGACCACGAUGUUAAUAAAACGUCACUAG